AGCGAUGCCGUCAUGAUCAGCCCUUUCUGGGUGGUGUGUCGGGACAUAUUCCGGUCAAUCGUGUACUGGCGAUUCAUGUUGAAUUACACACUCGUUUCUCCGACGGGAAACACAAGUUCAUCCAAUAAUGAAGUUCAUUAUAAAUAUGGACACAUUCGCCAAAUAUAUAUCCAUUUUACGAAACAAAGAGAUGUUGUGCCUGAACUACUCGAUUAAUAAUCUCGACUCGACGGAGACGUUAUAUAGUCGUAUUCGUUACGAAGACUUUGCCAUUGGUCACCAUACUAUUGUGGAAAUCGUCAGGAGCCGCGUUGACGGUUUGGGAACCCCAAACACCGACACCAUGAUGUUGGCCGCCAACUCGACGAACUGGGACAAUUUUCUUGCACGUAUGUUCUUCGAUCCCAGCUCACAUUGGGGAUUAGGGGACAUUUCAGGAAACUCCGGAAGCAUCGUGUCUCGGAUCACACUUACAUCGGAGUCCGAUUUCGACUUUACAGCCAUCCACAUGAGAUCGGAUGGCAAUGAUAACGAUGGUCUAGGAACAGCCCUGAGUCAGUUUGGGGAGAACAAAGAUGCGUCGUGUGUAUUUGAUGCACUCAUUACGACCGCCAAAUUGGUAUCGAACCUCAUACUUUCGCACAACGGCGUCCGAGCAAAAAAGUGUGGCAAUGUACUGCCCGAUAUUCUAGUGCCACUAAUCCAGCGUGAGAAAGAAAAGUAUCUGGAGUCGGACGGUCGUAAUGGACUUUUGACGAAUCUGGCUGAUCGAGCCAAUAUUUCAAUCAUUCUAGUGACCAUUAACUCGAAAAGAUUGAUGCAUGUCAACCCGACGAGGAAGAAUAUGGCGGCAGUAUCAUGGACGUCCCAAGAAUUACAGAACAGGGAGAUGUCGAGCAAACACGUUCCCAAUCGGCACCGUGUCUUCAACAUCGACUUCAAUCGGGUGACGCACAUGAACAUGUCUCUGCGUGCCUAUAGGGAUCAUGUCGUGUGGACGACGCAUCGCGAAGUCACCGGAGAGGACUUGGAGACUUUGAUGCGCAAACAUGUCGAAGAUCCGUGGUCCAACCAAAUAAAUGCCAUCAACCGCCGAGGCGGACAACUGGCGGCCGUAUAUUUCAAGAAUAUUUGGCUCACCAAGGAGCUUACCGAUAUAAGCCUCGCCAAGAUCAAGAUGCAGUGCCUGGAAGUCCGCCUGGGUGGACACGUAGCCGAGUUUGUGAAACUGGCAUGCACGGACUUUCUAAGCUGGAACAUGACCGGCAUGGACGACAUGGACUGGACCACUCGGCCCACGGAAUUAAUUUAGUCUAAAAUAUCAAG
Sphaeroforma arctica JP610 is the source of this 1326-nucleotide messenger RNA. RefSeq lists its product as hypothetical. Bases 128 to 1312 code for a protein of 394 amino acids. The record is from RefSeq and is a predicted model, not a curated record. The transcript has a single exon. NCBI's taxonomy places the organism in Eukaryota, Ichthyosporea, Ichthyophonida.